Molecule: messenger RNA, 1105 nt
Organism: Ziziphus jujuba (common jujube)
Lineage: Eukaryota; Viridiplantae; Streptophyta; Magnoliopsida; Rosales; Rhamnaceae
Exons: 6
Coding region: 123-794 (223 amino acids)
Source: RefSeq, a predicted model, not a curated record
AAAAAGACAGACAUAUUCUUUGAAUUACAAGUAGCAGCGGACAAGCAAGGCCCCUUUCAGAUUCUCUGCUUAUUGACUCUGUCCAAACUCCACACAGAGGAAGACACUGCUUGCUUGUGAUAAUGGCUCCGCUUGAAAGACCCAGAAAGAAAGGAAAUAGACGGUUGGACGCUGCUCUGGACGCCAUGGCUGCCAUGGGGUUUUCUGAGAAAUUGGUUUCUGAAACAGUCGAUGAACUCUUGAAAGUUUAUGGAGAUGAGGGAUGGAUCUUCAUUGAAGAGACUUCUUAUCUGCUCCUCAUAAACGUCCUUCUUCAGAAACAAAAUGACAAUUCUGGUCAAAAGGAUACUUCAUUACGAGAUGGAGAGAGAGACAGAGAAGAUACUGAAACAUCAGUAGCUGGGACUUCAGCAACCAAUGAAUCUUUGGACUCUGUCUCACUAAGUAAUAACUAUGCUGUUAAGGAGUGUCUCCCAAUAGGAGAAGCAGAAAGAGGCAUGAGAAAUAUGGACCUGAACUCUGGGAAAAGGAAUGUGGAUUUUAUUGCAGGACGCAUUGUUAAGGAUUCUGGAUCUGCUAAAUAUCAUAGGAAUAUCCUCGGUGGCUCCCAGCAAUUGGUGGAUGGUGUUUCAACCGGGACACGUAGACCUUGCUAUGGCUGGCUUUCUGAAGAUGAGGAGGAUGAUCAUGUGGAACCAUUGCCACAAUGUUCGGAAAAGUUGCUUGUUGGACGGAAUAGGAAGAGAAAGCGCAAGACAAGGUGGGAUGAGAGGCCUGAAGUUAUUUAUCUAUAAAAUGGAGAAGACAACAGAUUUUGCUGAAUGGGCAAAAGAAAUUCUAGUAGCCCCGAGGCCGAGGAAGCCUAUAAUACCUCCAAAAUGAAAGGGUCUUUAAGCAUUUAGAACUUUGGAAUGAACUUUUUUUUUUUUUUCCCUAUUUAAAAAAAAAUGUUUUCAUAAUACCAAUUAAAUAUUUAUUUUUUUGAUAAAUUACCAAUCAAAUUUAAUACCAAGCAAAAUAUCAGGAGGCUCUCAAUAAAAACUUAAUGGUUUCUAAUAUUCUUUUUUUUUUUUUUUUUUGAAAAGAGAAUAAAUACUAAUUUAAU